AUGCCUGAGGUGGCAGCUCCGGCUAAGGGUGGUGCAAGGUGUCAAAGCAGUCGCUGUCUAAAGUUACCAAGAAGCGGAGGAAAUCUCGCAACCAGAGCUAUUCCGCUUACAUAUACAGGGUGCUGGACCCAGGUCCACCCUUCCAACAGGAUCUCAUUCAAGGCCAUGAGUGUCAUGUACUGCUUUGUUGUCGACAUUUUCAAAUGCAUCGCCUCCGAGGCUUCGCACCUCAUUCACUACAACAAGCGCCACACCAUCUCAACCAGAGAGAUCCAGAGCACCAUCCACCUCAGGCUGCUAGGGGAACUGACUAAACACACCAACUCCAAAGGCACGAAAGUGGUCACCAAAUACGCCAACUCCAUUUAG
Carcharodon carcharias (great white shark) is the source of this 369-nucleotide messenger RNA. Its product is annotated as late histone H2B.L4-like. Gene Ontology annotation, molecular function: structural constituent of chromatin; protein heterodimerization activity; DNA binding. The record is from RefSeq and is a predicted model, not a curated record. Lineage: Eukaryota; Metazoa; Chordata; Chondrichthyes; Lamniformes; Lamnidae. The coding region runs from base 1 to 369 and encodes 122 amino acids. Gene Ontology annotation, cellular component: nucleosome. The transcript has a single exon.